AUGGUGGCGGUGGCGGAGGCCCUGGCGAGGAGCCCCGAGCAGGCGGAGGCCUUCCUGCGGCUGGCCGAGUCGCACGGCCGCCCCCGCUACCAGAUGCCGCAGCAGGGCCUGCGCUCCCUGGGCUUCCUCGACAGGUUCUCCCAGCAGUUUGUCGACAGGCUGGCGCUGGAGCUGCAGCCGGUGGCGUGGUUCAAGGGCCAGGUCGUGAUGAGGCAGAGGACGGAGUGCGAGCUGUUCUGCAUCCUCGUGAGUGGAAAGGUCGCCCUGGAGAUCGACGGUGCCGCCAUCGGCGAGCUGGAGGGCCCCUCGGCUCUGGGAGAGAUGGCCCUG
Prorocentrum cordatum is the source of this 330-nucleotide messenger RNA. The record is from the annotation of a GenBank genome assembly. NCBI's taxonomy places the organism in Eukaryota, Dinophyceae, Prorocentrales, Prorocentraceae.